ACAGCUGUUUGAAGGGAAAGGAACUAUCGGGAAAAGGUGGGACUAGGGCCGGCAGGUGGAGGUGAACCUGGGAGACCCCUCCGUCCGGCGCCCCUCGGCCACUUCCCGUUUCGUCGAAUCUCAGGCUUUCGAAGCAGGGCGGGCGUUGAUCACGCGGUCAUCCUUGACCGUGCCCCGAGAUCUCGGCCGCCUGUGACUAGGGGCACGGGCGCCGGCCCGGCCGGUGACGUGACCCGUGACGGCACGGCCGGGAGCCGGACCCCUCCUCCCCACCCAGUUAGAGCUGAGCGGCUGCACUUCGCUCUUCCUCCGAGGGCCCCCGAGGCCAGGCAGCCUCCAGUAUGUGGGAAGAGAAAGGACACAGCUGUGGAAACAAAAGAGCAUAAAGAAUACGUGCACGGGAAAUGGGCAACCAAGUAAAGUGAAUAAUAUUGUAACUCACCAUUUCUCCUUGGGAUUUCCUGGCCCCUCUCCUGUUGGACUGGCUGAGCUGACCCAGGCUUGCUGAGGCAGGAUGUUUCUGGUGGGCCUGUCAGGGGGCAUUGCGUCAGGAAAGAGCUCAGUGGUUCAGGUGUUCAGGGACCUGGGAUGUGCUGUGAUUGAUGCGGAUGCCAUUGCCCAUCAGGUGGUAAAGCCAGGUUACCCUGCCUACCAUCGUAUUGUGCAAGCCUUUGGACAUGAGAUCCUGCUAGAGAAUGGUGAGAUCAACCGCCAGGUCUUGGGAAGCAUCAUCUUCCACUCUUCUGAGAAGCGCAAACUGUUGAAUGCCAUCACCCAUCCAGAAAUUCGUAAGGAGAUGCUGAAGCAGAUCCUGAAGUACUUGGUUCAAGGGUACCGAUAUGUGAUCUUGGACAUUCCCUUGCUGUUUGAAACCAAAGCAAUGUUACGGUUCAUGAAGCAUACAGUGGUGGUAUAUUGUGACCCCCAGACCCAGCUGUCACGUCUGAUGCAGCGGAAUGGGCUGAGUCGAGAGGAGGCUGAGGAACGGAUUGCAGCCCAACUGCCCUUGGAAGAGAAGCGCCAACUGGCUCGGCACAUCCUGGACAACUCAGGGGAGUGGGAGGUCACCCGCCGACAGACCCUCCACCUGCAUUCCCAGCUAGAGGAUUCCCUGGACUUUUUACCAUUGAGGCUUGGACUGUUUGCUGGUUUUGUCGGCCUCAUAUACCUAUUCUCUCGGCACCUCCUGCUUUAAUAGUGCCCCUAGCUCUUAAACACCUACCCCCAGAGCAGACAGCUCAGCCUCAUGAGGCUGAGGCUGAGCAACUGGGUUUUGAACACUGCUCGGGAGAAGGCAAUGUUCUAUUCUGUCCUUCCCUCCCACAGAUGGAGCUGUUUCCUCACCCUUCUGUUAGGCAAGCCUCCUGGGCUAAGAGGUUGGAGAAAAGGUUGGCACUAUUGCCACAAAAAAAUGACCUUGGAGGGGGCACCCCUCCUGUGUUAGGAACUAAUUUACCAAUGUCUCUUUUUCCUUACUCUGUCCCAGUGGCUUCUUUGUGCCUUUGGUAGCACCCAUAGUUCGUGCUUUAGGGUGAUUUUUUUUUAAACAAUACAAAAACACUGGUAAGAAUGAUCCUUGGGAGUUAUGAAGAGGUCUGGGAGAGAGAGGUGUUACCCAGCAGCCUUUGUAUCAGUCCAGAGGCUUCAUGGCUCCUGAGAGCUGAAAGAUCCUUGGCACCACCUGACAGGAGAUUGACUUUAAAGAAAGCCUCCUCUCUUCCCUGCUCUCCCUUCAUCUGCAUUUGAAGUAGCUCCUGUGGAGCUGUGGGCAAUUGUAACUCCUUAGGACUAGUGUUGUUCCUAUCUAGGAGUUCAAUAAAUGUCCGUGGAUGAACACUCAGCUGUUCUCAGAGACCGUUUGGCUUUUGCCCUCCACUGCAAGCCCUCAUGGGUGGAUGUGCCUGUAGUAUCCUUUCUGUAGGCCACUGGUUUGGAGCCCAUGCACCCAUUUUUGCAGUCUUGGAUACUUCCAUUUCUGAUGCUAUGCCUACAGUGGAAGGAUGGGCCAUGCCCCUACUGCCUGGUUUCUCUAGUGCCCCCUGCUGGUGAGGUUAGUGCAGCUUUUCCAAGGGGAGUCACUCUGAGCUUGGCAGGCCUGCCUGCUUUGGAUUGAGAGGACCUCCAGGGCACUCAUCUUCCCUGUCGUUACUGCACCCAGGGCAGCUGUGCUGCUUGUGCUGCCCUAGUUAUGCCACUGCCUUGGAGUGACAGCAACAUUUGAACCAAAUGACAAGCACAGGAUUUCUGGAUUUGGUUCAUCACCACCAACGGGGACACAGUCUGUGUCCAGCUUUGGAACUGAUCCGUUUCCCCCCCCCAGCCCCCCGCUUUUCUCUUUCCUACUCCAUACUAGCUCAUCUACUUGGCUAAAGCACACAUCCCUACCUGAGCCCACUAGUGACUCUGGCUCUGCCUCUGCAGCCCCUCCACUUUUCUGUGUUCUUUGCCUCGCCUCCAAUCCUUCUAUCCCUAGGUCUAUUUUGCAAUUAAAAAAAAGUCUUUUCCUUCAGAACAUAGCAGACCUGCUGCUGAUGUGUUCAUCCUGGGGCAGGAGCAUCCUAUUAAGCCCAGAAAUAAUUGUGAUAAAUGUUAAUAGUGCAGUGGCCACAUUUUGUGCCCCUUUCCUCAGAGCUUGUGUGCUU
This is a messenger RNA of Dromiciops gliroides (monito del monte), 2642 nucleotides long. It is a transcript of the gene DCAKD, whose product is annotated as dephospho-CoA kinase domain containing. Gene Ontology annotation, molecular function: ATP binding; dephospho-CoA kinase activity. The transcript is spliced from 6 exons. NCBI's taxonomy places the organism in Eukaryota, Metazoa, Chordata, Mammalia, Microbiotheria, Microbiotheriidae. Gene Ontology annotation, biological process: coenzyme A biosynthetic process. The record is from RefSeq and is a predicted model, not a curated record. The coding region runs from base 515 to 1195 and encodes 226 amino acids.